AUGUCAAGCAGUCGAUUGUUAUCUCCCUUUCAUCGUUACGGGAAGAGCGCGUCGUUCCGAUCAUUCCACGGGCAGAAAUCAGCUGUGUCAGUCGGGCGUAGCGUCCGGUCUCUCGUCGGCAAGGAGAAUCGAAACAUCCGCGCCAUGUCUUCGCACCAGCCCUUCCUCAACCUGGACAACAUCAAUCCCAACGUGAAAGUGAUGGAGUACGCCGUGCGCGGCCCCUUGGUCAUCAGGGCCGGCGAGAUCGAGAAGGAAUUGGAAAAGGGCGCCAAAAAACCUUUCAACGAAGUAAUCAAAGCCAACAUCGGCGACUGCCAUGCCAUGGGACAACAGCCCAUUACCUUCAUCCGCCAAGUACUGGCCCUCGUCUCCUAUCCCAAGCUUUUGGACGACAAAAACUUCCCCGAAGACGCCAAGGAAAGGGCGAGAACUCUAUUAGAAGGCUGCCGUGGCGGCUCGAUGGGCUCCUACACCGAUUCCCCCGGCAUAGAAGUGAUCCGAAAGCACGUCGCCCAGUACAUCGAAAAGAGGGACGGUAUCCCGUGCGAUUGGCAAAACAUCGUAAUCGGCGGAGGCGCCAGCGAUUGCAUUAAGAACGUCCUAAAACUGCUCAUUUGUCCGAUAAACGCCAAGCAACCGGGCGUGAUGAUACCCAUACCGCAGUAUCCUUUGUACUCCGCGUCUCUGGCCGAAUUCAACAUGGCGCAGGUCGGGUACUACCUCGACGAAUCCAAGCAUUGGGGACUCACCGUCGACGAGCUGGAAAGAUCGGUGAGCGAGGCGAAAAAGUACUGCGUGCCGAGGGCGAUAGUGAUCAUCAACCCGGGCAAUCCCACCGGCCAGGUGCUCACCAAGCAGAACAUCGAACAAAUCAUCAAAUUCGCCUACAAAGAGAAGCUCGUCAUUUUGGCCGAUGAGGUCUACCAGCACAACAUUUACGAUCCCAAUUCCAAGUUCCAUUCGUUUAAGAAAGUUAUGACGGAGAUGGGCGAACCGUACAACAAAAUGGAACUGGCCAGCUUCAUGUCGGCUUCGAAGGGUUUCAUGGGCGAAUGCGGGCUCCGCGGUGGAUACGCUGAAGUAGUGAACAUGCAAGCGGACGUUAAAGCGAUGUACCUCAAAGCCAUCACCGCCAUGCUGUGCUCAACUACCUUAGGACAAGCCUGCUUGGACGUCAUCGUGAACCCCCCGAGAGAAGGGGAGCCCAGCUACCAGCAAUUCGUCAAGGAGAAAACCGAAGUGUUGGAAUCGCUGAAGUUGAGGGCCAAAAUGGUGGCGGACACGUUCAAUUCGAUGGAGGGUUUCUCGUGCAACCCGGUGCAGGGCGCCAUGUACGCGUUCCCGCAGUUCAAGUUGCCGGCCAAGGCGGUGGAGGCGGCGCGGGCGAAGGGCCAGGCGCCGGACGCGUUCUACGCGUUCGAGUUGCUCGAAUCGACGGGCAUCUGCGUGGUGCCCGGCUCGGGUUUCGGCCAGCAGCCCGGCACCUAUCACUUCAGGACGACCAUCCUGCCGCAGACGGACAAGCUGAAGGAUAUGUUGAACAACUUUUCGAAGUUCCACGCGGGAUUUUUGAAGAAGUACAGCUAA
This is a messenger RNA of Phyllotreta striolata, 1590 nucleotides long. The record is from the annotation of a GenBank genome assembly. NCBI's taxonomy places the organism in Eukaryota, Metazoa, Arthropoda, Insecta, Coleoptera, Chrysomelidae.